CAGCCCAAUAGCUGAGCUGAGCUGAACCUGAUCAUGGCAUCUCUGGCCUCGCCAUUUCGUUUCAGUCUCUCCAUCAAGUCCAAAUCCAAUUCAAGCUUUCCUUUCUCAAGCUCUGGGAUUGGAUUUAGGGCUCCGAGUCGAAUCGGCUUUAACUCAAUGAGUCAACCCGCCGGGACCGACGACGAAAGCGUGAAGGUGGAGAAGGACAACUCAGACGUGCUGGUUCAGUACGUGGUGCUCCGUCGAGACCUGAUCGACACGUGGCCGCUCGGGAGCGUGGUGACACAGGGAUGCCAUGCCUCCGUGUCUGCCAUUUGGUCCCACAAAGACGAUCCUCACACACUACAGUAUUGUAGUCCCCAAAAUAUCGAUUCUAUGCAUAAGGUUACUCUUGAGGUGAAGGGUGAGCCUCAAAUCUUGAAUUUGUCAGAAAAACUCACAGCUGGUGGCAUCACUCAUAAACUGUGGGUAGAACAGCCUGAAAACAUUCCAACUUGCCUUGCUACGAAGCCGUACCCCAAAUCUAUAGUAUCAUCAUUUUUCAAGAAGUUGAAACUAUGUAAGUGAUGUAACAGUUAAUUUCAAAUUUAUUUUGGUUGGUUAGGGCUUAGGAUCCCUUGAAUUUUUAAUUGAGUUGGUGAGAUAUGAUUUUGAAUUUCUAAUA
Molecule: messenger RNA, 664 nt
Organism: Quercus robur (English oak)
Lineage: Eukaryota; Viridiplantae; Streptophyta; Magnoliopsida; Fagales; Fagaceae
Exons: 2
Coding region: 34-567 (177 amino acids)
Molecular function (GO): peptidyl-tRNA hydrolase activity
Source: RefSeq, a predicted model, not a curated record